Messenger RNA from Acaulospora morrowiae, 498 nucleotides. The record is from the annotation of a GenBank genome assembly. NCBI's taxonomy places the organism in Eukaryota, Fungi, Glomeromycota, Glomeromycetes, Diversisporales, Acaulosporaceae.
ACGGCAACACGACCACCUCCGCGAUUUGAAAGUCAGAAUUCGCCUGGCUCUUUAAAAGCACCGAGUCCAGGUGUUGAGGAACUGAUUACUGUGGCCGGAACCAACACGGAAAGGAAUACGAAACGUGCAGUUGGGAAGCGACGCCGCAAAACGAACGAUUCAGUGGUACUAACCGAGAACAGUGAAGAAGGAGCGUCGCAACCUUGUCAGAAAAAGAGAAUUCUACCGCCACGGAAAGUUGGGACCCUGGCAAGCGUCUUGGCAGAAGAAGUUGCAGCCGAACAAGAGAGCAAGGAACCCACUGUCACCGGUGAAACCUACCUCAUGCUGACCUCAGACGAAAACAUAAUAAAAGCGUGUGAUGUGGUGGAGGAGAGAGAAGUAGGCGAGGAGAUAUCGAUGAAAAAAAAUGGAAAUAACAAAACGGAGAUCCCGGUCCCCUCGUUUAAGUUAUGGGAUGAAGACGUCGGCAGCGGUCUACGUAGCAAAGCGCAAGAG